GGCCGAGGAGAGGAGCUUCAGCUAGUCUGACACUCAACUCAACUCAAGACAGGGUUCGCUUCCAUGUUUCUUCUUCCUUCUUCUGUGUAGUCUGUCGCCGGUCAUGAUCAGGUCAGUGCUGCAGCGCAGUUUAACCUCCCAUUUACUUUCCUGUACCAGAAGAUCAUGUCUACUAACAGGUCGGAUACUUAAUGGUGUGCAGCCUCCUUCACCAGGUCACACACCCGUCCAGCAGCGCUUCCAUGGACCCCUUAUACCAAAAAUCACAGCUCUGGUCAAGUACUCAGACUUGUCCACACAGAAGUACACUAUGAUUUACACCCUGCCGUACAUUAAGCUCCUCAGAGCCGUGUCCAGGCUCAAACUGCUCCAAACUGCCAUCACCGUGGUCAUCUUGCCCCCAGUGUACGUCCUCUACCUCCAGGGAGAUGUCCCCCUCUUCCUUGCCAGCUACACAACUGGGAUAGCACUGUUUGCUGGUGUCAUGCUAUACACUGCCAGUCACAUUUUCAGGAGGGUUGUGGGUAUGAUGUACCUGGACCCAUCCCAGACUACACUCAAAGUGUCCCACCUGACCUUCUGGGGCAAGCGCCAUGAUAUCUACCUCCCUGUGUCAGAUGUUAUGACCAUCAGCGACACAGGGGACUCUGCAAAAGAGAUAAUAUUGAAACUAAAGAGAUACAGCAGUCCACAGACAUUGUAUUUCUCCACUCAUUAUGGACGUGUGGUGGACAAACUAGGUUUUGAGAGAGUCUUUGGAAAUUUAAAAUGAUGGAUAAUUUUUAAAAAGCAUGGAUUUGAAUCAUAAUGACAUAAUGAAAUUUAACAAGCCCAAUGCAAUAUUGGGAUAAUGUGGAGUCUGUUCACCAUGGAAGAUGGGUAAUGAAUAUUUGAGUGAAUUAAGUUUGUGAUUGAAAAGUGAGGAUGCGUAUCUGUGGGCUUCAGCUGCACUUUGAAGUAGAACAACAUGCCAAGUAACCAGUGUUGGUAAUAAUAUGUUAAUAGUAUUUUAAGAUUACUGUCAUCUGGUAACCAAUGACCUAAUAUGUG
This is a messenger RNA of Seriola dumerili (greater amberjack), 1050 nucleotides long. RefSeq names its product transmembrane protein 186 (gene tmem186). The record is from RefSeq and is a predicted model, not a curated record. Gene Ontology annotation, cellular component: mitochondrion. The transcript is spliced from 3 exons. The coding region runs from base 104 to 772 and encodes 222 amino acids. Lineage: Eukaryota; Metazoa; Chordata; Actinopteri; Carangiformes; Carangidae.